GCCGCGGGGUCUAGGGUUUUGAUUCUCCGCGAGGAUGCGCUGCGUGCACUGUGGAUCGCCCGUGAUCGGCACCUUUGUGCAGUACUCGCCGGGCAAUCUGCGCCUCCGGAAAUGCCCAAAAUGUGGAUGCGUCGCUGAUGAAUAUGUGGAGUGCGAGCCGAUUAUUGUUUUCGUUGAUAUUGUCUUGCACAAGCCAGAGGCUUACCGGCACUUGUUCUUCAACAGCAACGCUCUAAGUUCGAAAGUCGUAGUGAUGGCAGUUCUUCUACUUGUUGUUUUGGAAGCAUGUCUCUACGACUAUUUUAGCACUGAGAGGGCCGCUGCCAUCUCGUAUCGAUCGGCUAAGAUGUUGGCCAAAGCAGCAGUGACUUUCAGUAGCUAUAUCACAGGCAUCUGGAUCAUGCACAGAUUCUUCACAAAGAAACGUUCCAGCUCGACGAGUUUAAUGGACAUCCUUACCGCAAUCACUUCUUCAAGCUACUUCAAGCUUUUCAUUUUUGCGAUGAUGAUAUGGGACUUCUCCCCGCAUAUCGCGUUGGUGAUUGAGGUGUUGGUACUGAUCUCCAAUGGAGUCGCUCUGCAAGUUGUUUUGAACACUAGCGCGAACAUAAGUAUGGUCUUAGUAGCAGCAUCUGCAGCCCCGACAUUUUUCUGGAAGUUGUUCUUAUACUACAGUUUGUGGGCAAACCCUCAACCUCAACUUUGACCAAUCGGGUUUUCAUCACUGCUCUGGCUAUGGCGGCUGUGGCUCCCGGAAUCAUAGUACCCCUUUCGAGCGGUGGGCAAUCCAAGCUUCAAUAUCAGAGUGAAUUCUCC
Messenger RNA from Selaginella moellendorffii, 816 nucleotides. RefSeq names its product protein arv1 homolog. NCBI's taxonomy places the organism in Eukaryota, Viridiplantae, Streptophyta, Lycopodiopsida, Selaginellales, Selaginellaceae. The coding region runs from base 35 to 706 and encodes 223 amino acids. The transcript has 7 exons. Gene Ontology annotation, cellular component: cortical endoplasmic reticulum; Golgi apparatus. Gene Ontology annotation, biological process: intracellular sterol transport; sterol metabolic process; regulation of plasma membrane sterol distribution. The record is from RefSeq and is a predicted model, not a curated record.